Aphanomyces astaci is the source of this 1736-nucleotide messenger RNA. RefSeq names its product GMP synthase (glutamine-hydrolyzing) domain-containing protein. Gene Ontology annotation, cellular component: cytosol. Gene Ontology annotation, molecular function: GMP synthase (glutamine-hydrolyzing) activity; ATP binding; GMP synthase activity. Bases 98 to 1687 code for a protein of 529 amino acids. Gene Ontology annotation, biological process: GMP biosynthetic process. NCBI's taxonomy places the organism in Eukaryota, Oomycota, Saprolegniomycetes, Saprolegniales, Verrucalvaceae. The record is from RefSeq and is a predicted model, not a curated record. The transcript is spliced from 2 exons.
CAUACUCAAAUCAAGUCAUGUGGAUGAAAAUGUUUUAAUUGCAACCCAAUGUGCCGUUUCAUUCGACUCAUUUUGAAACUUGGAUCAGUCCUUGAACAUGACGACUCCCGUGACGAACCGUCCUCAAAUCGCUAUCCUCGACUUUGGGUCGCAGUACAGCCACUUGAUUGCGCGCCGCGUCCGCGAACUGCAUGUGUUUUGCGAACUCUACUCGUGCUUGGUCACCGUGGAAGAGUUGAGCAAGCAUCAGCUCACGGGAAUCAUCCUGUCGGGUGGACCCAACUCGGUGUACGAAGAAGGUGCGCCCCACGUCCGCCCCGAAGUGUGGAAGUUCAUCGAAGACCAAAAGUUGCCUCUUCUUGGCAUUUGCUACGGCAUGCAAGAAUUGGCCUACACAUUCGGCGGCAUUGUCGCCAAGGGCCAACGCCGCGAGUACGGCAAGGCCAUGGUCUCCACGCACGCUGUGGACCGCUCGGCGCACCUUGGCUUCCUCGACGGCCUCACGGACGGCGACUUCCAAGUGUGGAUGAGCCACGGUGACAAGCUCACCAAGACCCCCACGGGGUUUGUGGACAUUGCGUUCACGGCCAACUCGGAGCACGCGGCGAUCGCGAACGUGUCCAAAAAGUACUUUGGCAUCCAAUUCCAUCCCGAAGUCACGCAUUCCCCGCUCGGCAAGGUCCUCCUCAAGAACUUCGUCGUCGACAUCUGCGGGUCGCCCACCGACUGGAACAUGCGCAGCAUCGCCGACGCGUUCAUUGAAGAAGUCCGCCAAACUGUCGGUCCCCACGGCCACGUGAUCGGUGCCGUGUCCGGCGGCGUCGACUCGUCCGUGGCCGCCGCCCUCCUCCACCGCGCCAUCGGCGACCGCUUCCACGCCGUUCUCAUCGACAACGGCUUGCUGCGGGCUGGGGAAGCCGUCGAAGUCGUGGACCGCCUUCAAAAGCACUUGGGCAUCAACUUGCACUGCAUCGACGCAUCCGACCGAUUCCUCGCCACGCUGAGCGGCGUCACCGAGCCCGAGACCAAGCGCAAGCUCAUCGGCAACUUGUUCAUCGAUCUCUUCCAGGAAGAAGCCGCGCGCAUCGACCACCCCGUGGACUUUUUGCUCCAGGGCACGCUGUACCCCGACGUGAUUGAAAGCGUCAGCUACAAGGGUCCAAGUGCCACCAUCAAGACGCACCACAAUGUCGGCGGCCUCCCCGACACGAUGCACCUCAAGCUCAUCGAACCCCUGCGCGAACUGUUCAAGGACGAAGUGCGCGAACUUGGCAUCGCCCUCGGCAUCGACGAAGCCAGCGUGUGGCGCCACCCGUUCCCCGGUCCCGGCCUCGCCAUCCGCGUGCUCGGCGAAGUGACCAAGGACGCCCUCGACAUCCUGCGACAGGCGGACACGAUCUUCCUCGAUGAACUGCGUAAGCAUGGCCACUACCGCUCGACCGGUCAAGCGUUCUGCGUGCUGCUCCCGGUCAAGUCGGUGGGCGUCAUGGGCGACGGACGCACGUACGAAAAGGUGAUUGCCAUCCGCGCCGUGAGCACGUCCGACUUUAUGACGGCCGACUGGUACCACAUGCCCCACGAUGUGCUCGCCAUCAUGUCCAACCGCAUCAUCAACGAAGUCCGAGGCGUCAACCGCGUCGUGUACGACAUUUCGUCCAAGCCGCCCGCCACCAUCGAAUGGGAAUAGACCAAAUAUCUACGUACAUACAACUUAAUCCUGAACCCAUCCAUCCGUA